AUGCUAGUGGCCUUCUGUGAGGCCCAGGUUAAAGUUUCGUUCGACCUGGACAACAUUCAGAUCAAGUACGUUGAUGAGGAUAAUGACGAGGUCUCUGUGAACAGCAAAGAGGAAUAUGAAGAAGCUCUGAAGAUUGCAGUUAAACAAGGAAAUCAGCUUCAGAUGAACGUAUAUGAAGAAAACUCGUUUCUGCAAGAAACUUCGUGUUCUUAUUCUUUGCAACUGCAAGAAAAAACUGUGAUGGCAAAGUUGGCACCUCUUAAAGAUGAGAAGAAACCCCUUCCGCACUAUUCCGCGCUAGCUCAGGGGUUAGAGGAAGACUUAAGGAAUGGAAAGGAGCUCACAGGUCAGCCAAAGUUCAGUCACACUGGAACAGGGAGAACAAAUGAAAAUCCUCCAGAAUGGUUUACUAGCUACUUGGAAACGUUCAGGGAGCAAGUAGUUAAGGAAACUGUUGAGAAACUGGAACAGAAGCUGUAUGAGAAGCUUGUUCAUCACCCUCAGCCUCCAGACUUUCCCGAGAGCUCCGCUACGGCCACAUCCCCAGCUUCUGAGAGCCAGCCAGGGAAUGACAACCCCUGUGACUGGCUGAUCUCCUGCUGCAACUGCCAGGCCCGAAUUGUUGGGGUUCGCUACCAAUGCAGUCUUUGUCCAGCCUACAGCAUCUGCGAACAGUGCGAAGCAGGGACGUACGCGCACGAUCCCAAUCACGUCUUGCUGAAGUUGCGGAGGCCUGUGCUGUGCGUGGCGGAGAGUUACAGCCUUGCGGAGUGCUCGCCUCGCCUGCCUGCUGCUCUGGAGCAAGUCAGGCUCCAGAAACAGAUGGACAAAAGAUUUCUGAAGGCAGAAAAGCAAAGAUUACGAGCGGAGAAGAAACAGCGAAAGGCAGAGGUCCGAGAGCUGAAGAAGCAGUUAAAAUUGCACAGGAAAAUUCAUCUGUGGAACUCUGUCCAUGUGUUGGAAACUGGUGGCUCACCUGCUCUGAAACCCGAGAGUCUCCAAGCUAAUACCUUCCCGAGUCCCAGCCAACCCUUCCAAGCAGUUGUCCCAACGCUAAGCGCGGUAUUUGUGGAUGAGAAUUUGCCGGAUGGGACUCAUUUGCAACCAGGAACAAAGUUCAUCAAACACUGGCGAAUGAAAAAUACUGGCAGUGUGGAGUGGAGCGCGGACACUAAGUUGAAACUGAUGUGGGGAAAUCUGACGUUGGCAUCGUCUGGAAAAAGAGACGUGUUAGUGCCAUCCCUUCCAUCGGGACAAGUGGGCACGGUUUCAGUUGAGUUUGUAGCUCCUAAUAUAGAAGGAACUUACACCUCUCACUGGAGGCUGUCACACAGAGGGGAACAGUUUGGGCCCAGGAUCUGGUGCAGUAUUAUUGUGGAUCCCUCCCCAGCUACUGACUGUGUAGAAAGCAACGGGAAGGAUUCUGACACCGGUCGGAAGGAUAAAGCUUCCAGCUCCAAACAGGAUGCUUCCUUAAAGGCAGAAGCAGAUGCACAACUGGUGGGUGAAGUUAUGGAGCAGGCUGAAACACCUCUGCCAACUAUUCCUUUAAAGAUCAAGAAUGUGCCCAGUGAGAGAGAAUUUUACAUCCCGUCUGUUGAUCUCCUCACUGCACAGGAUUUGCUGUCCUUUGAGCUGUUGGACAUUAAUAUUGUGCAGGAAUUGGAGCAAGUGCCACACAAUACUCCUGUUGACAUGACUCCGUGCAUGUCCCCUUUGCCGCAUGAUAGCCCCUUGCUGGAGAAGCCUGGCUUAGGUCAGAUAGAGGAGGAGAGCGAGGGCAGUGGAUUUAAACCAGUCUCAGGAACAAAGGAGGGCUGCUUUCCAGCAGACACCGGCAUAGUGAAGGUGAAGGCUGAACAUCCGUUGAACCAGGAGGAAGGGGAGGAAGAUAUGAGUGGGACUCAGUUUGUCUGUGAAACUGUAAUUCGCUCUCUGACGCUGGACGCUGCUCCUGACCAUAAGCCCCCACAAAAGAAGAAAAUCCUCCAGAACUCUUCACAAACGUUGCGAGAGGCCUUCAGCUGCAGUGUGAUAACUGAGGAAUCUCCUGCGGUAGAACCUGAUUCCGCUCCCAGAGAGGAAGCAAAGGUUCUCCAGUCCAAGGCAAGGACAGGAAAUGACCGUGGGGAUCUUCCGUUGUCUGAUGAGGGAGCAAGCCCCUGCAGUGACACCGGCGAUUCUGAUGAAGAGAAAGAUGAGGAUAAAGAUGACAUUCAAAGUCAAGGCUCCUCUGCUUCCUCAGAGGAUUACAUCAUCAUUCUCCCAGAGUGCUUUGACACCAGUCGCCCCUUAGGGGAGUCAAUGUAUAGUUCAGCUCUUUCUCAGCCCAGUCUGGAAAAGAUGGGAGAAUUGGAAAGGGGAGCAGAGAAUCCAGAAGGGGAAAGCCAGCCAGAGACCCACAGCACCAGGGAAGACACGACAGCUUCGCAAACCCUGGCUGUAGUGCUAGGCGCCCCAGAGGCUGUGGACGCCUUACCCCAGGCCCAGAGCAGUGUUGCAUCUCUUCAGAAUCAUAUCUUCCAAGACCCAAAUGCAGCAGCUUCAGAGAACAGCUCUUCCGCUCCUCAUAAUCAAAUAAGAGAAGAACCCAGUGGUGAAGAUAGCCAAGGACCAGGAUCUUCUGGAUAUCUGACUAGUAAACAGAAGUGGUCGGAACACCCCAGGUACCCUCCAGGGAGCAGCAUUGCAGGAGAACUAGUGAAAGGAGCUUUGUCAGUUGCUGCUUCUGCCUACAAAGCGUUGUUUGCUGGCCCCCCCGUUACAGAGCAGCCUGCAGCCACCGCAGCGCACACCGCCGCUCUUCUGUCCAGCCUGGGCGAGAUGGGGUUCUGCGACAGGCAGCUGAACCUGCGCCUGCUGAAGAAACACGACAACAACGUGGUUCAGGUGGUAACGGAGCUGCUGCAGAUGGGUAACGGCGACUGGUACAGCAGCAGGUGCUGA
This is a messenger RNA of Eurypyga helias (sunbittern), 2946 nucleotides long. RefSeq names its product neighbor of BRCA1 gene 1 (gene NBR1). Gene Ontology annotation, cellular component: phagophore assembly site. NCBI's taxonomy places the organism in Eukaryota, Metazoa, Chordata, Aves, Eurypygiformes, Eurypygidae. Gene Ontology annotation, molecular function: zinc ion binding; ubiquitin binding. Gene Ontology annotation, biological process: macroautophagy. The record is from RefSeq and is a predicted model, not a curated record. The transcript has 21 exons. Bases 1 to 2946 code for a protein of 981 amino acids.